Messenger RNA from Filobasidium floriforme, 1584 nucleotides. RefSeq lists its product as uncharacterized. The record is from RefSeq and is a predicted model, not a curated record. NCBI's taxonomy places the organism in Eukaryota, Fungi, Basidiomycota, Tremellomycetes, Filobasidiales, Filobasidiaceae. The transcript is spliced from 19 exons. The coding region runs from base 7 to 1584 and encodes 525 amino acids. Gene Ontology annotation, biological process: regulation of synaptonemal complex assembly.
GAGGCAAUGAACGCUAUUCAUCGGAGUGACGCAGGGGGACUCAAUGCUGGACAGGCUAUGGCGUGUACGACUGUGAUCUGGAAGUUGGCGGAUUGGCUAAGCGAUCAGGAAGACCUGAAAUUCGUCGAGGCCAGCGCUAGAUGGUUCUCGCUAGCAGCCCAUUCAGCACUUUCCAAGAUGACUGCAUCCGAGGUCGAGAAAUGCAAGAGGCGAGCGGCUUUGGGAUACAUCAAGGCAGCAAAAUUCGAUGAGGCGGAGGAUAUCCUCGAAACGUGCGACAUGAAGAGUGCGGAAACGAGAUACCUGCAAUUCCUUAUCGCGUUGCGUCAAGAGCGGCUUCCCCAGGCUUGUGAUGCCUUACGCGCUAUGGGUGCAUGUGAGGAUCUGGAUGGAACUCACCUGCUGAUGACAGUACAAGCCGCCAACGAAGCCUCAAAAGUUACGGUAGUGGCGAGAGCGUUGGCAACCUUGUUGGAGACCCUCGAGAGGACGGGAAUGCGGGAAAAGGGAGUAGAAGAGCUGACACUAGUCCGUUGUUUGAUCAAGAUGUCUCUCAAUCAGUUGAAGGAGGAAGUCGUCGGGUUCGCCGAAGAGAUCCGUGCAAGAGACGAACUUGCCACGAAAUAUAAGGAAAUUGCCUGGCUAUACAAGACCGCAUACAACACAUCUUUCGAGGCGGUAAAAGUAUGGGAAGACAAGUUGAUGGAAUGUUACAAAUCGAUUCCCAUGCAAGAGCUGGAUCCCAAAUUUCAGUUGCAGCUAGCAACCGUACGCUACUUUGGCCUUUGCGUCACGGUAUUCGCAAGCAGAGAGAUCGUCAAUGCUGAAGAAAAGAAUGCCAUUCUCCAACGGGCCAAGUCUCGCAUCCCAGAAUGCUUGGCUAUCUUGGAAACUGUUCAGCCGACUCAGGACCUAGACCAGAAACUUUGCGUAAAUAUGGUAUCCACCCUACACAUCUUUUCAUGCGAGAUCAUGGUCGAACUGGAAGAUUGGGAAGCGAUCAGCAUGAUGGCCAAGAAAAUGCAACCUGGCGCGCUAUCAAUGGAAACGCUACAAGGCAUGGCAUCACUGAUUCUGACCGUCAAGACGCCAUUGGAAGUGGCGGAUAAGGUGACACGAGAGAUCCUCAGGGUCGUUCUCUCUCCGACCUAUGGGGAUAAUAUGGCGCAGCAGAGCAGAUGGAUGCGCGCUACCGUAGAUAUGCUCCUUCAUCGGGGGCGGACGUCGGAUUAUGAUGAUGCUCUUGACUAUGUUCAGCAAGCCAAGGGAUGUAUGGAACGUGGAGGCAAGACGUAUCCGAGCGAAGAAGUGGAUUGGUUGUGGCGGACGUGUUACAACCUGAGCUUAGAUCUCGCGGACUUUGGGGAUAAGGCAAGAUGCCAGAAAUGGAUGGAGAUUGCAUUGGCUUUGUGCACACACGCCGUGAACGGAGAGUCAACCAAGGCGGAGGAAGCUCUAUUGGCGGAAGAACAUCCAUCUAUCGGCAGGAAGGGAACACAGCAACGAAGUAAGGCCGUCGAGACCGAUAUCUAUGUCAAAGGAGCUUGUAAUUUGUGGGCUAUAUCAUACUUGAUGCAGAAUUAA